Messenger RNA from Trichobilharzia regenti, 3145 nucleotides. The record is from the annotation of a GenBank genome assembly. NCBI's taxonomy places the organism in Eukaryota, Metazoa, Platyhelminthes, Trematoda, Strigeidida, Schistosomatidae.
GUUAUACGUAUAUAUAUAAGGAAAUAGGGUGUUAUCUUAUCAUAUAUGUAUUACAGUAACUGGACUCAUCUAUGAAGGCAUAACGCAACACAUGACUCUCGUUUGAUGAACUACACCGUGGAAACCUUUUAAUCGGCAUUAAAUCGUCUACUUACACACGCCCCAAUACAUACCUACAUACUCACAAACACACAUACACACAUAGAAAUGGAUGACUUAGAAAUUUCUGAUGAUUUUGAAAGAUUCUGUCAAAUAGCUCAACGUUCGCCAAGAGACAGUCUUGCGCCUAUAAUACAAAUUACAGAACCUUCAUCAUACCAUGGAAAUACUACUACUACCAAUAAUAAUUUACCUCCAGGCGCUACAGAUUACUUGUCUACACCGAAUAUCGAAUCACUGAAACGUGCAUCAAGUUUUCGUGAGCCUAGACGUAGGAAAUCAAUUCAACCAAGUAGUUUCAGUGGUGAGAUUAGUGCGACUAGAUCACCGAUGAGAUUUAGUCAACAAUGGGAUAAUCCAAAUGAAAUGAUACAAUCAGGUUGUAGUAGCGGAUCACGACUACACAGACAACAACAACAACAGCAACAACAACGUCAAAGGUAUGCAAAUGAAACGAAUGAUUCAAGCGGUUUAAGAGGAGGUGAUCCAUCAAGGUAUUGGCCAAAUCCAGAUUCAAAUCGUGAAUCUCCUGGAUCAUAUUCACAUUCCCCUGCAAUGUAUCGACCUGGAACAAUACGUGAUCGACCGGGUUCUAUGAAAGAGACUGGUAUCGGACGGACAAAAAAUCAUGAGAGACAUACCUCACGACCAUCUGCUCCAACACUACAUCCAACUAAUUUUCCAGUUUUCCAAUAUUCACCAAGUCGACAUUCUAUCACUCAACCAGAUGAACAAAUGUUACGCGUUCGACGUUUUGAACGGAAUAAACACGGUGAAGUGAUAAGUAAGGGUGAUCGUGAUGUUCCACAGAUUGAAAUUUUCUCUUCAAGAAGUCCAUCAGGUGAUUCACGUGCAUCUAUAGCUUAUCCAAGAUCAAUUCCUGAGAGUAUUCGACGUCAAUCGGAUUCAUCUUUAAGUGAUGAAGUUAUCGAAAUUCCAGCGAUAACAACAACACUAGCUAACUCGCCCAGAGCUUCAAACGACGGUCUACACAGAUACUAUGGUAAGCGCACAAGUAGUCCAGUGAGAGGAUUUAGACCAGAAACACGUUUAAGAUCAAAAUCAUGGGCUCUUGUCUCUGAUAGUCCACCAGACAGUUUAUCUAAUAAACCUGAUUCUCCAUCUGGUGGUGAAAUACAACUAGAGGAUCGUUUACUUCAAGUUCAAGUGAUUGGAACUGCACGAGUUGGCAAAACAAGUAUGUGUAUGCAAUUUCAUACUUCAGAGUCAAUUGAAGAUCCAAGUGAUUCAGUUCAUGACGAGGAACAAUUAAAUCCGGUUCGAGUUGAAAUUAACAAUUUGAAAGCCAGUCUAAUAUUUAUGGAGACAGAUAUCAAUGCAGAUGAUGUUGAUGAAGAAUUGAACGCUUUAAUCAUAGACACAGCAGAUGCUUAUCUUGUAAUUUAUGCAGUUGACGAUCGAAGUUCAUUUUAUGCUGCACGUAAAAUUAUCGGUUUAUUAUUAAGUCAAUGUAAGCGGUCGAGUGCAAUUAUUUUGGCAGCUAAUAAAUCUGACUUGGUUAGAACACGUGUUGUCACUAGUGAAGGUAAGUGAAAUUAUCACCCUUUUAUUUUCUGCUCAGUUUCUUUUAUUGCUUUCCCUUUUAUUCUUGAGUAAUUUCACUGGACGAAUGUCCUGAAGUUGUUAGGAGAAGUAAGUCGUGGUCAUUAGAGUUGACAAUAUCAUGGUGAAGCCAAUGCUCAUCAUCAUCACCAUAUCAUGAGCUGACAAAGUGACAAUUCCCAGGCCACUGAAUCCGGACAUAAGUGGAUGACAGUUUUGGGAUCAAUCCUCUUUUGGAUCAUAGGUAUGCUAUGGUGAAGAGUCCCGAACUAGUACGGAUCAGCUGUCAAAUGCCCCUUGCUGGUGUUCAAGGAUUCCUCUAUCUCACGUUGGCUACUGAAAAAAUUCUCAUUGGAAUUGAUACAAAUUCCUCCGGAAUCACUGAUAUGAAAUUGACAAUAGUUUUUAGUUAACACAAAUUACUCGUGUAGCAGUUAUCUUACAGAAUUAUUAUUUAUUUGGUCUAUGUAGAAACUUGUAAUGGUUUACAAGUGUGACAUGAAAUAUUAUGAGUCGUUCGCGACCAAACUAUAGACUGUUUCAAUUAACUUCAUGACUGUACCGAUUUUCUAAGUGAGCACUAUGUGGGUUGUUACAAGACAGAAUAAACAUGCCAAUUUGAUGGCUGUGUAUAGAGGAUGUUGGUUUUAAGCCAGAUAAUUGAGCAUUACCAAAAUCUCCCAGUUUAUAAAGUUAGUUAGCACUGUGACGCGGUAACCAACCCGUUAUGAUGUCAUCAGUAUAAUAUUUUGCCAUAACACUGAGAUUUGAAAGAGGGAGUUCCAGUUGGACACGGAUGAGCUAAUCACGGACAGAGCUUGACUACGCCAACAACAUUAUAUGACAGCUGCUUGUUCUUUAGCCCGCUUUGCAUAAGAGAGAGCGCACAAUGACGCGAAUCAAAAAGUUUAUUUCAAUAUCAGCCACAGUAAAUUUUACCCAUUAAUGUCUGAUUCAAAAAUUCACCAAGAAUAUAUCAUUUAGUCUAUAACUAUGAUCAAUAAAAUAGUAGGUGUUAUUUUAUGUAGACUAAUUCUGAUUGGCUUAUUCUCAGACUGAACAUCGAUCACUUACGCAGGCCAAUUCUGAUUGGUUGGUUUCCAGAAUGACCAUGGUUACCAUAACAUUAAUAAAGGAUAAUCAACUGUUUAUGUGUCUACAUAUCAAAACCCUGAAAAUAGAUCAACCAACGUUUCUAUCUGAACUCUUCUGGAUUCAUUUUUCAAAAAUAUAUACUGAAACAAAUUGUGGUAUACUGAAAUAUCUAGACUUACAAAAAUAAAUGCCAGAAGAUCUGAACUUCGCAGAUGACUUAUGCUUCGUGUUUCAUAAACUCAAAUAUAAACAAGCAAAAAUAAAAAAAAACUGGCUACAAAGGCAGUGAAAUUAGGACUUUAGGUGGACAAUGAGAAGACAGUAAUAA